AUGGGUCUAUUACAGAAGGUCGUGAAAAAUGAGGCAAUGAAGAGUGAUCCUCCUGAAAUCUACGGAUGGAAGGUCUUCUUCUUGUCUGCCAGUGCUUGCUUCGGCGGCAUGCUGUUUGGCUGGGAUAUUGGGUCAAUUGGAGGAAUUCUUGUUAUGGGCAGUUUCAAGGAAGCCUACGGUCUAAACAAAUUGAGUGAUGGCGAUAGAGCAAAUCUUCAAAGCAACAUUGUUAGCACUCUCCAGGGAGGAUGCUUUUUUGGAUCGUUGAUUGCAUACUGGGUGGCCGAUCGCUUUGGACGGAAGCCAGCACUGCUCGUCUCUUCGGUAAUCACAAUACUCGGUAUAAUCAUCCAAUGUGCAUCUGAUGGACAUGUUGAGGCACUAUAUGUCGGUCGUCUCGUCGCUGGAUUUGGGGUUGGAGCAGCGAGUAUGCUUACUCCUCUUUAUGUCAGCGAGAACGCGCCCCGAGCUAUCCGCGGUGGUCUCACCGGCAUUUAUCAGCUUUUCAUUGCUACAGGUGUUAUGCUUAGCUUCUGGAUCAAUUACGGCACUCUUCAAAACUUAACUGGCAAUGCCCAAUGGCAAGUUCCGCUGGCACUUCAGGCGCUCCCUGCAGUGUGCCUCUUCAUUGGCAUAGUAUUCUGCAAUGAGUCGCCAAGAUGGCUGGCUAGACAAGAUAAUUGGGAGAAGGCGACGGAGGUCUUGGGCCGGCUCAGACAUCUACCUGUUGACCAUGCAUACGUCCAGAUGGAACUAGAAGAAAUGAGGGACCAGCUUGAGAAUGAGCGGCUUUUGAUUGGUGGAGCUGGUUUCUGGGAUCUACAAAAGGAGAUGUGGACCAUCAAAGGGAACAGAAACAGAGCUCUCGUGUCUAUCGGGUUGAUGAUCUGCCAGCAGAUGACUGGAACUAAUGCCAUCAAUUAUUAUGCUCCUCUAAUCUUCGAAAACUUGGGUAUUCCGAAAGCCCAAAAUGGACUAUUCGCCACCGGAAUCUACGGCAUUGUUAAAAUGGUUACCUGCGCAGUAUUCCUCCUCAUCGCAGCAGACUCCCUUGGAAGACGUCGGUCCCUACUCUGGACAUCUAUCGCCCAGGGCUGCGCGAUGUUCGUAAUCGGAUUCUACACUCGCUUCAAGCCACCUAUCAAGGGCGAGCCCAUCCCACCCGUGGGCUACUUUGCUCUAACAUGCAUCUUCCUCUUCGCUGGAUUCUUCCAAUUUGGAUGGGGACCAUGCUGCUGGAUCAUCGUGUCUGAAAUUCCUACCGCCCGUCUCAGAGCUAUGAAUGUUGCGAUUGCCGCUGCCACUCAGUGGCUGUUCAAUUUUGUUGUCGCCCAGGCAGUCCCACAUAUGUUGGUUAAUGUUGGGAAGGGAGGCUAUGGGACCUACUUUAUAUUUGGCAGUUUUUGUUUUGCCAUGUUCUUCUUCGUGUGGUUCUUGAUCCCCGAGACCAAGGGGCUAAGUCUCGAGAGAAUGGACGAUAUCUUCGGCAUUACCGAGCUCGUUAAGGAGAAGGUCCAUGGUGAUGAGGAAGCUCACCACAAGCAAUCGGAGUUGCACGAGACCACUACUGCAGCUUCAAACGCGACCAGGAAUGAGAAGUCGGGCACGGCACAUAUCGAGAAUGAUGAGGUACGGGCUGCUGCAUAA
Venustampulla echinocandica is the source of this 1647-nucleotide messenger RNA. Its product is annotated as MFS general substrate transporter. The transcript is spliced from 19 exons. The record is from RefSeq and is a predicted model, not a curated record. Bases 1 to 1647 code for a protein of 548 amino acids. Gene Ontology annotation, biological process: carbohydrate transport; transmembrane transport. Gene Ontology annotation, molecular function: carbohydrate:proton symporter activity. Lineage: Eukaryota; Fungi; Ascomycota; Leotiomycetes; Helotiales; Pleuroascaceae. Gene Ontology annotation, cellular component: membrane.